This is a messenger RNA of Hypomesus transpacificus, 2334 nucleotides long. RefSeq names its product CARD- and ANK-containing Inflammasome Adaptor Protein. Gene Ontology annotation, molecular function: protein binding. Lineage: Eukaryota; Metazoa; Chordata; Actinopteri; Osmeriformes; Osmeridae. The transcript is spliced from 4 exons. The coding region runs from base 1 to 2334 and encodes 777 amino acids. The record is from RefSeq and is a predicted model, not a curated record. Gene Ontology annotation, biological process: regulation of apoptotic process.
AUGUUUAAUAUUCUACCAAAGGAGUUUCCAAACGUUCAAGGAGUUUCCAAACGUUCGCAGAUUUCCACCAACCCUUACGCGAUUGACGUGAUUCGAGCGAAGCGGAAGGAUCUGGUCUCUGGGAUCUCCCACACUGAGGACCUGCUGGACCUCCUCGUCACAGAGGGAGUCGUGCCCCCCGGGAAGAGAUCGGUGAUCCUGUCGUCCUUCAGGACGAGCGAGGAGAGGAACUCCAGGGUCCUGGACGUGCUGGUCUCCAAGGGGGAGAGGGCAUGUCGGAAGUUCUUUCACCCAUGUCUGAUGCUGACGGAGCCUGACCUGUACCAGAAGAUCAAAGCCUAUGUGGGGUGCGUGAAUGAUAACUUACGUGACUCCAGGAGACAGCUGAUUGGGUAUCUGUUGGAGAGGGACAAGCAGGGAUUGGUUAAAAAUACAUGCCCUGUUGUAACUCAAAGUACUUCUAAAGGAAGUAGGAAGCCUAAGGUUCAGAAAGAGGAUGACGGUGCAACUCGCCAAGUGGCAAAGGGAAAGGAACAAAACACAACACUACCCAAAACAGGAAGUUUAUUCAGCACCGUUGCAUUGGGGGAGCUCUCCUCAUUAGAGGAGAUUCUACAAGACACAGACGUCAACGCGGUCAAUUCCUCCAAUGAGACGCUGUUGCACGUGGCUGCAGAACACGGCCACCUGUCCAUCAUCGAGCUGCUCCUACACAGAGGAGCCCAGCUGGAUGUCAGGGACGAAGAGGGCUACACACCCCUGCAUAGAGCGGCCCUCAGGGGUCACAGCCAGGCAGUCAGGGGCCUCGUGAACGCCGGUGCCCCCAUCUACGCCCUGGAUAAACAGUCGAAGACCCCCCUGCAUCUGUCGGUGAAAAACAAGCACUUGGGUACAGUCAAAACCCUGGUAGAGGAGGAGAGGAAACUCCCCAAGAACCAGGCCCAGGGCUCGUUCCUCCAUACAGCAGCCAGGGAGGAUGACUCCCGGUUGGCUGAGGUUCUCCUGCAGUGUGGGGCUGUGGUGGAUGCUAGGGAUAACCACAAAUGGACAGCCCUGUUCCACGCGGUUAGCCGCGGCUGUGAGAAGACCGCAACCGUCCUGCUGUCAGCAGGAGCCACGGUCGACCGAGUCGUCAUAGAAACAGCCCUGGAGCUCAACCGGGGCCCCAUCCUCCGCCUGCUUCUGACUCACGCUGCAGGGGCACUCGGUUCCGAGGCCCUUGGAUCUGCACUCCUCUCGGCCGUGAAGAAGAACCAGGAGGAAGUGGUCGCCGCUCUGGUUGAUUGUGGGGCGGACGUGAAUGCCCGUGACCAACAGGGAUACACCCCUCUGCUCCUGUCAGCCGAGCUGGGACACACGGAAGUCUUCAGAGCCCUGGCAGCCAAACAUGCUCUCGUGGACGCGACACUUCCGAACCUGUGCUCAGCCCUGCACCUGGCUGCCCACAGCGGGAGUGUGCCCAUAGCUCAGGAUCUCCUGGAGAGGGGAUUCGACCCCAACACCCCGGGGCCUAAGGCCCACACACCUCUGCAUGUCGCAGCCCAGCUCAACAGGUCAUUUCUAGUGGGGUUACUGCUGAACUCUGGUGCUCAGGUGAAUGCAGUAAACCAGGACGGCCUGACAGCCCUGCACAUGGCCAGCCAGCAGGGCCAGGCAGAGGCUGUGACAGAGCUCCUGAAGGGCCAGGCAGACACCGGGGCCAGGGACCGACAGGGGAGGACAGCCCUGCACUGGGCAGCUUCGACCCAGAGAGAGAGCUCCGUGGUGGGGCUUCUGCUCUCUGCGAAGGCCGACCCCAACGCCACGGACAAGGAAAAGAGGACUCCUAUGCACCUGGCUGCCGCGGAGGGCAGACUGGACGCCGUGACGUCACUCCUGGCCCACAAGGCGAAGGGAGGGGCUAAGGACAUGGACGGCUCCACCCCUCUGCAUCAGGCAGCCGCCCACGGGCACGCCGGCGUGGUCACGGCUCUCCUCUCGUCGCUAAAGAAGAAAGAUGUGGACGAGAGGAAUGCGUGGAGGAGGACCCCUCUCCACGCCGCUUCCGAGAGAGGCCACGACGGCGUUGUCGAGUUGCUACUUCGCGGCGGCGCGAAGAUCAACGCUCUGGAUAACAGCAAGGACACCCCCUUGCAUUGCGCUUCCCGUUCUGGCCACCGGGAGGCAGUCAAGAGGCUGGUGGGCUGGGGACAGGGAGAGAGGAAGGGGAGGGCUGACCUCCAGGCCACCAAUAAUGUGGGGAAGACGCCACUAAAGGUGGCGGAAGAUGGGGACACCCGCGAGCAUGAAGACACCGCUACUCUGCUUAAGAAGAAGAUGCUGCUCAUCAAAUAG